Molecule: messenger RNA, 6982 nt
Organism: Salvelinus fontinalis (brook trout)
Lineage: Eukaryota; Metazoa; Chordata; Actinopteri; Salmoniformes; Salmonidae
Gene: opn7a
Product: opsin 7, group member a
Biological process (GO): G protein-coupled receptor signaling pathway; visual perception
Cellular component (GO): membrane
Molecular function (GO): G protein-coupled receptor activity
Source: RefSeq, a predicted model, not a curated record
AUGGCCAGUGGUGUGUGUUCUCUGGUGGGUAACACCAUACUACUCUAUGUCUCCUAUAAUAAGAAUAUGCUGCUGAAACCAGCAGAGUUCUUCAUUAUUAACCUGGCUGUCAGUGACCUGGGCAUGACCCUUAGCCUCUACCCCCUGGCUGUGACAUCUAGUAUCUACCACAGGUGGUUGUAUGGUAAGACUGUGUGUCUGGUCUAUGCCUUCUGUGGAGUGUUGUUUGGUAUCUGCAGUCUGACCACCCUGACCAUCCUCAGUACUGUGUGCUGCCUCAAGGUCUGCUACCCUCUCUAUGGUAACGGGUUCAGCCCAGACCAUGGUCGUAUCCUGAUAGCGUGUGCGUAUGCCCUGGUGUUUGCCUGUUCCCCUCUAGCCCAUUGGGGUGCAUACGGCCUAGAGCCCUACGGAACGGCCUGCUGUAUCGACUGGCAGCGGUCCAACCGGGACAGUGUGGCGAGGUCCUACACGGCGGCACUGUUCCUCUGCUGCUACGUCCUGCCCUGCUGUGUCAUCACUUCCGCCUACUCACAGCUCCUGGUCACGGUCAGGGAGUCACGGAGAGCAGUGGAGCAACACGUCUCACAACAAACACACAUGGGGAAUGUACAGACCACCAUAGUGAAGCUCAGUGUGGCGGUGUGUAUUGGUUUCUUCACAGCGUGGAGUCCCUACGCCCUGGUCUCCAUGUGGGCAGCGUUUGGUCACAUGGACUCCAUCCCUCCGAUGGCGUUUGCCAUCCCUGCCGUGUUUGCUAAGUCCUCACCCUCUACAACCCUCUACAACCCUCUGGUCUAUCUGCUGCUGAAGCCCAACUUCCGCCACCUCUUGUCUAAAGACUUUCACUCCCUCCACAGGGCCUGUGUUUUCCAGUGUCGCUGUGUCUGCCACCUCUUGUCUAAAGACCUUCACUCCCUCCACAGGGCCUGUGUUUUCCAGUGUCGCUGUGUCUGCCACCUGUUGUCUAAAGACUUUCACUCCCUCCACAGGGCCUGUGUUUUCCAGUGUCGCUGUGUCUGCCACCUCUUGUCUAAAGACUUUCACUCCCUCCACAGGGCCUGUGUUUUCCAGUGUCGCUGUGUCUGCCACCUCUUGUCUAAAGACUUUCACUCCCUCCACAGGGCCUGUGUUUUCCAGUGUCGCUGUGUCUGCCACCUGUUGUCUAAAGACCUUCAUUCCCUCCACAGGGCCUGUGUUUUCCAGUGUCGCUGUGUCUGCCACCUGUUGUCUAAAGACUUUCACUCCCUCCACAGGGCCUGUGUUUUCCAGUGUCGCUGUGUCUGCCACCUCUUGUCUAAAGACUUUCACUCCCUCCACAGGGCCUGUGUUUUCCAGUGUCGCUGUGUCCGCCACCUGUUGUCUAAAGACUUUCACUCCCUCCACAGGGCCUGUGUUUUCCAGUGUCGCUGUGUCUGCCACCUGUUGUCUAAAGACUUUCACUCCCUCCACAGGGCCUGUGUUUUCCAGAGUCGCUGUGUCUGCCACCUGUUGUCUAAAGACUUUCACUCCCUCCACAGGGCCUGUGUUUUCCAGUGUCGCUGUGUCCGCCACCUCCGCCGCUUCUACUACCACUCCGUCCUUGCCGUUACGCUACGCUGGCUAUGCCCGCGGGGAUCAGAAUCAAACUCCGCCCCCAAUGUGGUCACCACUGCUGCCGCAGCCCACGCAGUGCUAUGCUCCUCGCAAUGCCCCUGCAAGCACUGCCAGGAUACGUUUGAGUGUUUUAAACAGUAUCCGAGAUGUUGUCAUGUCAACGUGAACACUGUACAGCUCUCACUACAGGAUAGUGUGUUUCCUGUUGUACCCCCCGCACUAGGCCCUCCCGUACCCCGGGCAAAACUCCACCCCCGGUCCCCAACGCAAAAAAAGAGUGUACGCGUCAUUGUAAGAGGUAGGAAGAGCUCAGAGAUAGACAGUCUAGAGAUCACCUUGGAGACAGUCCCCUCCCACUACAAGGCUGCCAGACCCUGAGAAACACACAGACCUUUAUACACACACGUACACAGCCUCUCUUUUAUGAAUGUAUUUUCUUAACAUCUUUGUCUUAAGACAAAUAUGUGUUUGUUUUUUUACGAAUGUCUGUAAGGUAAAUCUGUGCCAUUUUCCAAAUGAAAAUUGACUAUUAAUAUAUGAGUUUAUUUAUUUAUUCAUUAGUUAGUUGUAUUGUAUGUCUCAUUGAAUAGGUCAAAAUGUUGCAACAGGUUCUUAUCCAUUUAACCAGUACUACUUCACCCAUCAGAUGUGAGCAGAGGUAGACCUCAACCAACCAGCUCAGAGUUGAGGUGCACCUCAACCAAUCAAUGGCAAUCCCUUUAGUUUUUGGGUAUGAAGAGAAAUAAGAUGAUCAUGACUGGUUUCAAUUAUAGUUUACAUAUUUUCGAAAUAAUUUGUUGACAGUACAUAUUAACAAUAUUGGUGUGUUGAUGAUGAUAAACUUACUUAAAGAGAACAUAUUGUUCAGAGCAAAGCUGUGUUUGACACCUUUUCUUUUUCAACAUUGAUAUUUUACUCUCUCAGAGUUACUAAAGGCAUAAGCUUUCAACAUGUCCCUUUUGUCCACUGUUGUUUCUCUACAGUGUUACAGUUGAAGUCGGAAGUUUACAUACACCUUAGCCAAAUACAUUUAAACUCAGUUUUUCACAAUUCCUGACAUUUAAUCCUAGUAAAAAUUCCCUGUUUUAGGUCAGUUAGGAUCACCACUUUAUUUUAAUUAUGUGAAAUGUCAGAAUAAUAGAUAUAAUGAUUUAUUUCAGCUUUUAUUCCUUUCAUCACAUACCCUGUGGGUUAGAUGUUUGCAUACACUCAAUUAGUAUUUGGUAGCAUUGCCUUUAAAUUGUUUAACUUGGGUCAAACGUUUUGGGUAGCCUUCCACAAGCUUCCCACAAUAAGUUGGGUGAAUUUUGGCCCAUUCCUCCUGACAGAGCUGGUGUAACUGAGUCAGGUUUGUAGGCCUUCUUGUUCGCACACGCUUUUUCAGUUCUGCCCACAUAUUUUCUAUACGAUUGAGGUCAGGGCUUUGUGAUGGCCACUCCAAUAGCUUGACUUUGUUGUCCUUAAGCCAUUUUGCCACUACUUUGUAAGUAUGCCUGGGGUCAUUGUCCAUUUGGAAGACCCAUUUGCGACCAAGCUUAAACUUCCUGACUCAUGUCUUGAUGUUGCUUCAAUAUAUCCACAUCAUUUUCCAUCAACAAUUGUCCCCAAACAUAACGAUGGUCAUUAUGGCCAAACAGUUCCAUUUUUCUUUCAUCAGACCAGAGGACAUGUCUCCAAAAAGUAUGAUCUUUGUCCCCAUGUGCAGUUGCAAACCGUAGUCUGUCUUUUUGUGGCGGAUUUGGUGCAGUGGUGUCUUCCUUGCUGAGCGGCCUUUCAGGUUAUGUCAAUAUAGGACUCGAGUUACUGUGGAUAUAGAUACUUUUGUACCUGUUUCUUCCAGCAUCUUCACAAGGUCCUUUGCUGUUCUUCUGGGAUUGAUUUGCAACGAAGUACGUUCAUCUCUAGGAGACAGAACGCGUAUCCUUCCUGAGCGGUGUGACGGCUGCGUGGUCCCAUGGUGUUUAUACUUCUGUACUAUUGUGUGUACCGAUGAACGUGGUACCUUCAGACAUUUGGAAAUUGCUCCCAAGGAUGAACCAGACUUGUGGAGGUCUACAAUUUGAGGUCUUGGCUGAUUUCUUUUGAUUUUUUCCAUGAUGUCAAGCAAAGAGGCACUGAGAUCAAAUUGUAUUUGUCACAUACACAUGGUUAGCAGAUGUUAAUGCGAGUGUAGCGAAAUGCUUGUGCUUCUAGUUCCGACAAUGCAGUAAUAACCAACGAGUAAUCUAACCUAACAAUUCCACAACUACUACCUUAUACACACAAGUGUAAAGGUAUAAAGAAUAUGUACAUAAAGAUAUAUGAAUGAGUGUUGGUACAGAACGGCAUAGGCAAGAUGCAGUAGAUGGUAUAGAGAACAGUAUAUACAUAUGAGAUGAGUAAUGUGGGGUAUGUAAACAUUAUAUUAAGUGCCAUUGUUUAAAGUGGCUAGUGAUACAUUUUUACAUCAAUUCCCAUUAUUGAAGUGGCUGGAGUUGAGUCAGUAUGUUGGCAGCGGCAACUAAAUGUUAGUGGUGGCUGUUUAACAGUCUCAUGGCCUUGAGAUAGAAGCUGUUUUUCAGUCUCUCGGUCCCCGCUUUGAUGCACCUGUACUGACCUCGCCUUCUGGAUGAUAGCGGGGUGAACAGGCAGUGGCUCGGGUGGUUGUUGUCCUUGAUGAUCUUUAUGGUCUUCCUGUGACAUCGGGUGGUGUAGGUGUCCUGGAGGGCAGGUAGUUUGCCCCCGGUGAUGCGUUGUGCAGACCUCACUACCCUCUGGAGAGCCUUACGGUUGUGGGCGGAGCAGUUGCCGUACCAGGCAGUGAUACAGCCCGACAGGAUGCUCUCGAUUGUACAUCUGUAGAAGUUUGUGUGCUUUUGGUGACAAGCCAAAUUUCUUCAGCCUCCUGAGGUUGAAGAGGCGCUGCUGCGCCUUCUUCACAAUGCUGUCUGUGUGGGUGGACCAAUUCAGUUUGUCCAGGAUGUGUACACCGAGGAACUUAAAACUUUCCACCUUCUCCACUACUGUCCCGUCGAUGUGGAUAGGGGGGUGCUCCCUCUGCUGUUUCCUGAAGUCCACAAUCAUCUCCUUUGUUUUGUUGACGUUGAGUGAGGUCACCACCUGGGGGCGGCCCGUCAGGAAGUCCAGUACCCAGUUGCACAGGGCGGGGUCGAGACCCAGGGUCUCGAGCUUGAUGGCGAUUUUGGAGGGUACUAUGGUGUUAAAUGCUGAGCUGUAGUCGAUGAACAGCAUUCUCACAUAGGUAUUCCUCUUGUCCAGAUGGGUUAGGGCAGUGUGGUUGCGAUUGCGUCAUCUGUGGACCUAUUGGGUCGGUAAGCAAAUUGGAGUGGGUCUAGGGUGUCAGGUAGGGUGGAGGUGAUAUGGUCCUUGACUAGUCUCUCAAAGCACUUCAUGAUGACGGAAGUGAGUGCUACGGGGUGGUAGUCGUUUAGCUCAGUUAGCUUUCUUGGGAACAGGAACAAUAGUGGCCCUCUUGAAGCAUAUGGGAACAGCAGACUGGGAUAAGGAUUGAUUGAAUAUGUCCGUAAACACACCAGCCAGCUGGUCUGCGCAUGCUCUGAGGUUUGAAGGUAGGCCUUGAAAUACAUCCACAGGUACACCUCCAAUUGAAUCAAAUGAUGUCAAUUAGCCUAUCAGAAGCUUCUAAAGCCAUGACAUAAUUUUCUGGAAUUUUCCUCGCUGUUUAAAGGCACAGUCAACUUAGUGUAUGUAAACUUCUGACCCACUGGAAUUGUGAUACAGUGAUUUAUAAGUGAAAUAAUCUGUAAACAAUUGUUGGAAAUAUUACUUGUCAUGCACAAAGUAGAUGUCCCAACCGACUUGUCAAAACUAUAGUUUGUUAACAUGAAGUGGUAAUGACUCCAACCUAAGUGUGUGUAAACUUCCGACUUCAACUGUAUAUAUUUGUGUGCCAAACAGCGGCGUGGCCAAGGCUGGUCACAAAGAUUUCGAACGUUUGAAAAGGUCCUGAGGAUGUCGAUAUGAGCCCAGUCUCGUUCCAUAUAUAAGGCAAUCUCACAAGGCUUAGAGCCAGAGCACAUUGCUUAGACCACAGCAGCUCCCAGUUCUUUAGUAAGCAGGGAGAGUACUCGAUGAUACUCAAUGGAAACAGCACAUUGUUUUUAAGUAUUUUGUUUUAAGCCUUCCCCAAAUCACAGCCCUAACCUUAACCACUCGAAAUGAAUACCUUAACUUAAUCCUUUAAGUUGUUUCUAUUUUAACCCUGUAACCACGCGAAAUUAACCCUGUAAUCAUGCAGAAUUAAUGGGUAAAAAAUUGAUGUUCGUACAAUAACGGCAAGUUAAGAAGUGAAACUAUGAGAUCAGGUUGGGUGACCUCUAAAUAUAUUGAUAAUUUUUUCAAAAACUUACUGACAGUAAGACUUUUUGUAACAAAUGCCCCUUUCCAUUCAAAUGGCGGGUGAACUGUUGGGAUGCUGGACUCAUUUUGGAGGAGAUGAACGUGUGCAGAUAACCUACUUCUUGAAGUGAUUGUUUGACAAUUGACUAGAUGUGUUCAUGGCACAUUAAAAGGUAAUCCAUUUUUAGAGUUAAAUGACAUGUCUUUACUAUAAAACCAUGAAUAAUUUUUGUGCGCGCGCAAGUGCGUGCACACAUAGGAGACCCCCAAAUGUCAAGGUAUAAUUGGCACUCUGGAUGGCACUUUCAAGUGAUUUUACUGCUGUAUGCUAAUACCCUUUAUAUAAAUGUUCUGGAAAUGCCAAUGGCACCAAAACAUCUGAAUUGAGUUCCAGACUCUAGAAUCCUAACUUAAGAUCCACACUCAGAACAUGUUGACCAAACUACGCGCGUCCACCAUCGUGUGCAUGUUGAUUUUGCCUGUCCCCACCAGACACGUUCAUGAAACGCAGGUUAAAAUACCAAAACUAACUGUGAACCAACUAUUUUACUUUGGGGACAGGUUGAAACACACAAAACAUUCAUGGACAUUUAGCUCGCUUGCUGUUGCUAGCUAACUUGUCCUGGGAUAUAAAUAUUGGGUUGUUUUAUCUGAAAUGGAUAAGUUUCUUUUUUUUGCUCGAUCUUUUUGACCCAUUUUGAGUCACACAAUUAUGUGUCCUCCGACAUUUAACCCACAGAUAAAAGGGGGAACCUAGUUUUAUUAAUCUCUCCUCAUUUGUUGUUGUUCUGUGGAUUUUAUAUUGUGGUUGGCAACAAUUUCCAACCUGUGUAAUGUUUAUGUCCAAUGGCCGAUGAGGACUGAUGCAUUUAUCUAUAAUUGUACUUUAUAUGUUAAGGAUUGAAAAGGAUUUUCCAGUAGAUUUUUGACAUGAUUCAUGAUGACUGCUUGUCGAGCUUGCUAGCUAAGAUUUUGAAAGUAUGUUGUUGACAUGAUCAAUCCAAUAAAAACUAUGGUAGAUAUGUGA